Messenger RNA from Acanthosepion pharaonis, 2499 nucleotides. The record is from the annotation of a GenBank genome assembly. NCBI's taxonomy places the organism in Eukaryota, Metazoa, Mollusca, Cephalopoda, Sepiida, Sepiidae.
AUGGUAGAGCUUGGUUCCCUGUCGGUCGUGUUACCUGUACUCGGUGUGGUCAUUUGCGCCCUUCUUGUGUUCGCCUUUGGUUUCAGAACCCCAGCUACACCUCCAAGUUUCCACUCAGGACGAGUUGACACCAAGAAAACCACACAGAAAAAAAACAAAAAGCAAAAGCCCCACCAGCAACAGCAGCCUCCUCCUCCUCUUUCUUCCCAAAAGCAAUCUAAGGGUAAAACCUCUGCUGCCACCAAUGGUCACGCAGUAAGCGUGACACAGGGUCGGCCAGCUGAGGAGACCAAAGCUGCUCCUCCUCCUCCUGUAAAGUCCACUACAGUAAAGCAACAGAAGAGCUCUAAGAGUCAAUCCAGUAAAGAGAAUCAGCAAGCAACUCCUGACAACCAGAAAACUAACAACAAAAAAACCAAAAAACAAGCCACUCCUCCAGCAGUGAGCACAAAAAAGGAGCAACCGGUUAAAGAGAAGAAAAUAAAAGUGACUGAAGAUGAAGGUUGGACCACCCAACGUUCACGUAAAGAGAAGAAACCAAAAGGCAAGAAAGAAGAAGAAGAAAUAAUAGUUGCAAGCUCAAAUGAAAAGCUUGCCCAACCUAUUAAUGCUGCUACUUUGAAGGAGAAGCAGUCAGGUGUCCUUGUUGCAGAGAAAUCAGCAAAGAAAGAGAAGUCACCUUCUGCAGAAAAACCUUCCAAAAAGGAGAAAACUGUUCCUGCUGAUAAACCAGCUAAGGAGAAAUCUCCAACAAAUAAACCCUCCAAGAAAGAGAAUGAAGCUCCUUCAACAGAAAAGACAUCCAAGAAAGAAAAAGCUAAAAAAAAUUCUGAGAUGGUCCCGUUUGACAGAAUGAGGCACUCACCUUCUCCCAAAUUGAAGUCCGACAUGCCAUAUCCAGAUGCCCUUUCUCUUUCGUCCUUUCUCUUUCGUCCUUUCUCUUUCGUCCUUUCUCUUUCGUCCUUUCUCUUUCGUCCUUUCUCUUUCGUCCUUUCUCUUUCGUCCUUUCUCUUUAGUCCUUUCUCUUUUCGUCCUUUCUCUUUAAGUCCUUUCUCUUUAGUCCUUUCUCUUUCGUCCUUUCUCUUUCGUCCUUUCUCUUUCGUCCUUUUCUCUUUUCGUCCUUUCUCUUUCGUCCUUUCUCUUUCGUCCUUUCUCUUUUCCCUUUCUCUUUCGUCCUUUCUCUUUCGUCCUUUCUCUUUCGUCCUUUCUCUUUUCGUCCUUUCUCUUUCGUCCUUUCUCUUUCGUCCUUUCUCUUUCGUCCUUUCUCUUUCGUCCUUUCUCUUUCGUCCUUUCUCUUUCGUCCUUUCUCUUUCGUCCUUUCUCUUUCGUCCUUUCUCUUUCGUCCUUUCUCUUUCGUCCUUUCUCUUUCGUCCUUUCUCUUUUCGUCCUUUCUCUUUAGGUCCUUUCUCUUUCGUCCUUUCUCUUUCGUCCUUUCUCUUUAGUCCUUUCUCUUUCGUCCUUUCUCUUUUCGUCCUUUCUCUUUCGUCCUUUCUCUUUAGUCCUUUCUCUUUUCGUCCUUUCUCUUUCGUCCUUUCUCUUUUCGUCCUUUCUCUUUCGUCCUUUCUCUUUCGUCCUUUCUCUUUUCGUCCUUUCUCUUUUCGUCCUUUCUCUUUUCGUCCUUUCUCUUUCGUCCUUUCUCUUUCGUCCUUUCUCUUUCGUCCUUUCUCUUUCGUCCUUUCUCUUUCGUCCUUUCUCUUUCGUCCUUUCUCUUUCGUCCAGGCAAGUCUCCAACCCAAGACUGCCAAUAAAAAUCCUUCCCCUGCCAAGGAAACAGAAUCAGAACCAAAGAAGUCAAAAAGCAAAUCACCACCAGCACAACAACAGUCUGUCAAAGAGACACCAAUUUCAUCUAAACAAGAGACAACUCAUUCAAAGAAAAAGUCACCACCCAGAACAAAAACCCCCUUAGGGGAAAUUGUUGAACAGGAUUUUGUACUCGUCUCUUAUGUUGAAGACACUGUUGACAACGGGAACCAGGAAAGCAGCCCAGCUCGUAAAAAGAAAAAUAAAAAGAAUAAAUCUUCUCAGGGUGGCCAGCAACAGGGGUUGGGAGACAGCCAAAAUAAUCAACCAAAGGAAGAGAAAAAAAGCACAGCUAAAGAGGAAAAAAAAUCUGGUCAACCUCUGAACCAGCAGCAGUCACAACAGGAGAAUAAGUCAAAAAAGAAGAAUAUAGCAGAAUCAGCAGAAAAACCAUCAGCAACGAAAGAGGCAAAUACAGACGCAACUAAAAGUCCAAAAAAAAAGAAAAAUAAGCAGUCUACUCCUGAAAAGGUAGUGAAUGAAAAUGCUCAACCACCUUCAACCACUGAGAAAAGUAAAAAAGAACCAGCGGUAAAAACUGCAGAGGCUCCAACCAAAGUAGCAAAGGACCCAAAAUCUAAAAGUCAAAGUCCUCCUCCAUCAGCUCCAAUUCCUGCCAAACCAGAACACAAUUCUAACAUCUGGACAGAAGCUAAGCCAAAAAGUAAAAAGAAGAAAGCCCGCCGAGAAAAUUGA